GGUUUCUUUCAAUUUUUUUUUUUGGUUUAUACGCUUCUAUCGUUUUAGCAAUUCCAUCUACCCUUUCACCCAAAACUCCAAAACCAUCCUGACUUUGCCAUCACCCAAGACCACCGACCCUCUGGCAGCGUUUUCCGACAACCCGGUACCUUCCUUCCUUCUACAUCUUUUAUUUCUGGUGGAGGGAGGAUAAAAGAGAUGAUCUACACAGCAAUUGACACAUUUUACCUCACGGAUGAGCAGCUAACAAAUUCACCUUCUAGAAAAGAUGGCAUAGAUGAAGCUACUGAAACCACCCUUAGAACCUAUGGCUGUGAUCUCAUCCAAGAAAGUGGCAUUUUACUUAGAUUACCACAAGCGGUCAUGGCUACAGGGCAGGUUCUAUUUCAUCGUUUCUAUUGCAAAAAGUCAUUUGCGCGUUUCAAUGUCAAGAAAGUUGCUGCAAGCUGUGUGUGGUUGGCUUCAAAACUAGAGGAAAACACUAGAAAAGCUAGACAAGUACUCAUUAUGUUUCAUUGGAUGGAAUGCAGAAGGGAGAACUUGUCCAUGGAGCAUUUAGACUUGUAUUCCAAGAAAUACGUUGAAUUGAAAAUGGAGCUGAGCAGAACAGAGAGACAUAUUUUGAAAGAAAUGGGAUUUAUUUGUCAUGUUGAGCAUCCGCACAAGUUUAUUUCUAAUUACCUUGCUACCCUUGAAACACCUCCAGAAUUGAGGCAAGAAGCUUGGAAUCUGGCUAAUGAUAGUUUGCGUACUACAUUGUGCGUUAGAUUUAAGAGUGAGGUUGUGGCUUGUGGAGUUGUAUAUGCUGCAGCUCGUAGGUUUCAAGUACCCCUUCCUGAGAACCCACCGUGGUGGAAAGCAUUUGAUGCAGAAAAGUCCAGUAUCGAUGAAGUCUGCAGGGUUUUGGCUCACCUAUAUAGCCUUCCAAAGGCACAAUAUAUACCAGUUUGCAAGGAUGGGGACUCAUUUACAUUCUCCAACAAAUCAUUGGAAUCAAAGUCUCAGUCAACUGCAAAGGUGAUGGAUGUUCCUGAAAGUAGGUCGCCGAUUAAUUCUGAGAAGUCAGCGCUAAAGGUUGCUCUCGAAGAAGCUAACGUUGACUUGAGUGGUAGCAAGGGUGCUUCGGUAAAACAAGCCACUGAUAAGUUGAACGAUGCUAGGAAAUCUGAUGAUGAAUCCAAAGGUAUGGCUUCUGAGAGAGAUUUAAAAGAUGAAUCCACGCUGAAGUCCAAACCAGACCGUAAAAUGGAGGGCGGGGGCGAGUUACGGAGGGAUCGGGACAGAAUAAAAUCUAGGGAUCGUGAUUGGGGAAGGGAUUCUGACAAAGAACGUGAACGAGAGGAAACUGAAAGGGUCAAACUUAUAGAUCGUGGUCAUCGUUCUAGGGAGAGGGCAAAGGAUUUAGGACAUUCAGAGAAAUCAAAACGCCAUUGUAUAUAUCAUGACCGUGACUACUACAGUUCCUCUUACUCGUCAAGAGAGAAGGAUCGGCAUAGACAUCAUUGACGUAACUUAGAAGAUGUGCCCAGGUCGUUUCUAUGAACCUUGAUGCCUGUCAAAAUCAAAGUCAGUUGAUCAAGCAUUGCACUGCCUUUGAUGAAUUGAUAUACGUAUUCAAUAACUUAUACUCUAUCUCCCCUUGUUAAAAGUAUAUUCGGCUCCUGUUUUACUUCAAACACUAUUUCUUUUAUACAAAUACAUACCAGCAAUGGUUUUUUUGUACUCUUAAAAAUUAUACUACCUCAAGUCUCAAUGUUGCAAAAAACAUUUGGUGAAUUCUGAGUAAUUAUUCAAUUGUAAAAUCAAAUGUUUCUAUUGAGGCGAUCAA
This is a messenger RNA of Cicer arietinum (chickpea), 1828 nucleotides long. RefSeq names its product cyclin-L1-1-like. Gene Ontology annotation, molecular function: cyclin-dependent protein serine/threonine kinase regulator activity. The record is from RefSeq and is a predicted model, not a curated record. NCBI's taxonomy places the organism in Eukaryota, Viridiplantae, Streptophyta, Magnoliopsida, Fabales, Fabaceae. Gene Ontology annotation, biological process: regulation of transcription by RNA polymerase II.